AUGUCGACACAGAGCAAAGACAUCUCGGAGAGUCGCCGAGAUCACAUCCCUCGUGGUGAUACCACAACGACGUGCCCCUCUGACGACAUGGAGUUCACCCCAAAAGAGCAAAGGCAAAUCAUGCGCCGAGUUGAUGUCCGAGUUGUGGCCACUGUGUCGCUUCUGUAUUGCUUUUCAGUCAUUGAUCGCUCGAAUCUCCCAUCUGCUGCAGUUGCUGGCAUGACGGAUGAUCUAAAACUUACGGGCAAUCGAUAUUCAAUUGUUAGUCUCGUCUUCUUCACGACUUACACCACCUUUCAGCCAUUGUCGAUCAUCCUUGCUCGAACCAUUGGACCAAAGGCAUAUUUCACAGGCGUCACAAUGCUUUGUGGCUUCAUUGUAAUUGGAAUGGCUUUCCUGAAACAAUGGGGCCAAAUGGUUGCUCUUCGAGUGAUUCUCGGAGCGUUGGAUUCCGGUUUCUUCCCAACCUGCGUCUACUUGCUCAGCACUUGGUACACCCGAUACGAAGUUGGCAAGCGAUACUCAGUAUUUUACGUCUUGGUGUGUCUUGCUACUGCAUUUUCUGGGAUCCUCGCGUUCGGUCUUACCAAGCUGGACGGCAAGGGGAAUCUCAGCGGAUGGUCUUGGAUAUUCCUCAUGGAGGGCGUCAUCACAUGCUUUCUCGGCCUAAUUGGGUACUUCCUCCUUGUGGGAUUUCCCGAUGCAGACAGAACAUCAUGGCGGUUUCUUUCCCAGAGAGAGAUCGCGUGGGUAAUUGCCCGCGUCCAGCAAGACCGCGGAGAUGCAACCCUGCCGGCUUUUAGUAUCAGAAAGUUCCUCCGAGGUGGGACUGAUGCCAAAGUCUGGGCCAUUUCCUUGAUAUACUUCAACCAGGCGGUCAUGAACUUCUCUUUAUCAUUCUUCCUUCCAAUCAUCCUGAAGGAGAACAUGGGUUUCAGCACUGGACAGGCUCAGAUCCUCAUCGCUCCCCCUUACAUCUUUGCAGCGAUCAUAAUGUUCAUAUCCGGCUGGUUGGGAGACCGCUACAAGGUACGAGGCCCAAUCAUAAUUGGAGAUAUGAUCGUCGCUAUCAUCGGGACCAUCUUGGUAGGCUUCCACAGCCAUGUUGCCGUACGAUACGCCGGUGUCUUUCUCGUCACUGGAGGAUCGUUCUCUUCAAUACCAGUGGUUAUGGCCUAUCAAGCAAACAACAUUCGGGGACAGUGGAAGCGUGCCUUUUCAAGCUGUCUUACUAUCGCUUUUGGUGGCAUCGGUGGAAUCGCAGGAUCCCUGGUUUUCAGGUAA
This is a messenger RNA of Colletotrichum karsti, 1284 nucleotides long. RefSeq names its product phthalate transporter. The transcript is spliced from 5 exons. Gene Ontology annotation, cellular component: membrane. The coding region runs from base 1 to 1284 and encodes 427 amino acids. Gene Ontology annotation, molecular function: transmembrane transporter activity. The record is from RefSeq and is a predicted model, not a curated record. Lineage: Eukaryota; Fungi; Ascomycota; Sordariomycetes; Glomerellales; Glomerellaceae. Gene Ontology annotation, biological process: transmembrane transport.